GCGCACGACAGUUGACACCCGCGAGAAAAUUGAAACUUCCGCCCCCUCACCGUUCUGUGCAGGAGAGAGAGAAGCAGUAAUGUGACAAGAUCAUGGUAUAUUCCAAUGUUCCAUCUCACAGCAACAAAGAAGAAGAAGAAGAAGAAGGAAGGAGGAGGAGGAAAGGAGAGGGGGGUUUUUGGGUGCGGAGAGCAGAGGCAGACAACGCUGUUUUUUUGGGUUCUCUUCUGUCGUUAUUCCGUUCGAUUUGAAUAAGAUUUCUCUCUCUCUUUCUCGACUCCAGCUUUUGCUGAGUUUCUUGCCGGGCCGUACUGCACGAAGUUUCGAAAUUUGGAGUGGGUGGUCUUCUGGGUUUGCGUUUCGAUGCUCUUUUUUGGGUAAAUUUCGGUUCUUUUUCUUCUUCCCUUUCUUGGCGAUGCUUUCCCUGUGAAGACGACGAUCGGGGAGAGAGGUGCGAGGAAAGAGAGCGAUAUCUGGCAUCGUCUGUUGUAGUCGUCGAUACCUUUUCUCGCCAAGAAUGGCAGAGGACGCCAAGCCCAGGAGGCUCUAUCAGGUCUGGAAGGGAAGCAAUAGAUUUUUCUGCGGAGGGAGGUUGAUUUUUGGGCCUGAUGUUGCGUCCGUGUUGCUUUCGAUCCUCCUUAUUGCUGGCCCUGCAAUUGCUUUCUGCAUCAGAGCCCAUUCCAAAAUGGAAGAUCAUUCCUAUGCAUUGCCUGCACUGAUUGGCGGCUUUAUUCUCGCUGUUAUGGAUUUAAUUUUUCUUUUUGUCACUUCUGCUAGAGAUCCUGGGAUAGUCCCUAGAAAUUCUAAGCCUCCUGAAUCAGAUGAUACCUUUGAUGCUACUACCCCAUCAAUGGAGUGGGUUAAUGGGAGAACACCUCAUAUGAAACUACCCCGAACAAAGGAUGUGAUUGUGAAUGGUGUUCCAGUAAAAGUGAAGUACUGUGAUCCUUGCUUGCUAUUUCGUCCUCCUCGUGCUUCUCAUUGCUCAAUCUGCAACAAUUGUGUCCAGAGAUUUGACCAUCAUUGUCCAUGGGUUGGCCAGUGCAUUGGAAUACGUAAUUACCGAUUCUUCUUCAUGUUUAUAUCAACUUCAACCGUGUUGUGCAUAUAUGUGUUCGCAUUUUCUUGGAUUGACCUUCUACAACUGAAAAGAGCAAAAAAUUCUAUCUGGAAGGCUAUGUCAAAUGAUUACUUGUCAGAUUUUCUCAUUAUCUACUGCUUUGUAGCGGUCUGGUUUGUUGGUGGUUUAACAGUUUUCCACUCCUAUCUGAUUAGCACAAAUCAGACCACCUAUGAGAACUUCCGCUACCGCUACGAUAAAAAGGAGAACCCCUAUAACAAGGGGGUCAUGGGAAACCUUAGGGAAGUUUUCUUCUCUAAGAUCCCACCUUCAAUGAACAAUUUCCGUGCAUUUGUCGAGGUAGAGGAAGAAGACGCUGUGGGUGUGGUGACUCCAAACUUCGGUGAAGGUAUUAUGAGCUCAAAUGAGAAAAUAGAUAUAGAGAUGGGAAUGAAGCUUACAGAGGAUGGUGGCUUCACUCUUCCUGAAAUCUUGCGCAACUUGGAAUAUGAUGAUUCAGAUGAUGAUUUGAAGAAUUCAGAAGAAGAUGGAGGGCAUUUUGACUCGAUUUUCCCUGUAGAGCAAGACAUGAAGGAACCCACAGGAACAACUAUCCUUGGUGAUCAAGUGACUUGUUCUGGACAGAAAGCCAGAGAACCUGUGUAUAGCUCCAGUGCUUUAGAAGAUGACAAUAUUGCAACAGAAAAGAAAGAUGAUAUGAGCGGCUCCAAUCAAACUGCUGCACCAUAAAGAGCAGAGGUUAGAGAAUAUCACAUUACCACAGUUGAAUUAGUUGGUGAACUGAGAGGAAGCUGGUAAACUCAUCAGAAAUGUUAAACUGGAGGACUGAUGCUCUUGACGCUGGACAAGGAGACAAUGCCUUUAGUCAGAUACUGGCAUCUGCUAAUUAUUUGUUCAAAAGCAUGCGAAUGGCUUGUGCAUUUGGAUAUGACACGGAAUCCCAUGAGAUAAGAGAUGGUUUUGGUUCACGGAAAAAUGGUUUGUGAUUCUGAAGUAGGUUUUCAAUGUCAGAUUUCAUGUGGUUUAUACGGUUAACUAGAUUGAGUUAUCUCCUUUUGUGUCUGCUGGAGUAUUUAAACAUGAACAAUAAACUUUGUGCUCACCCAUGUACUUUCUUUCAAUAUCUCAGCAAAGUAUUCUCUGGAUUUUAGUUCAAGAA
Messenger RNA from Eucalyptus grandis, 2240 nucleotides. RefSeq names its product probable protein S-acyltransferase 4. The transcript has 6 exons. NCBI's taxonomy places the organism in Eukaryota, Viridiplantae, Streptophyta, Magnoliopsida, Myrtales, Myrtaceae. The record is from RefSeq and is a predicted model, not a curated record. Gene Ontology annotation, cellular component: Golgi apparatus; endoplasmic reticulum. Gene Ontology annotation, biological process: protein targeting to membrane; peptidyl-L-cysteine S-palmitoylation. The coding region runs from base 518 to 1810 and encodes 430 amino acids. Gene Ontology annotation, molecular function: protein-cysteine S-palmitoyltransferase activity.